Messenger RNA from Gryllus bimaculatus (two-spotted cricket), 1838 nucleotides. NCBI's taxonomy places the organism in Eukaryota, Metazoa, Arthropoda, Insecta, Orthoptera, Gryllidae. The record is from the annotation of a GenBank genome assembly.
UUGAAAUUAAAAUUUCUUAGGGUGGAAAAGUGUUCCAAGUCUGGCAAAGUAGUGCAUAUAUAUAGAAAAAAGUAUUAUUGAAAUCAACAAUAUAAUUGUCUACGGAUCUCCUUUCUUACAUUUACGAAUUACCGAUUAUUAAUGCAUCGACGAGCGAACCGGUUUUGAAUAGAGAAGACGCAAUUCAGUGCAAGCAAUAAUUCAGUUUCAUUCUAUUAUAAUUUCAAUAAUUUCUAUCUACUUAGCUAAUGGUUACUAUGUUUAUCUCCGCGCUUUUUUUAAGUGAUGGUCGAUGCCGACGGUUUUGAUUUAAUUUAAAGAAAAAAAUAUACUUUAAGGUGUUGACGUGGCGAAGAGUUCGAACGUGGCGCCUGACGUAGUAUAUGUGACAAUAAGGCCGGUCGUUGGUUAUUAAGUGGAAUUUUAGGCAAAUUACGCCGAUUUCGCGGCUUUAACAAGAGCAAGGAAUGGCUCGUCCAAUGUUUUGGAUAACAUGCGUAUGUGCUUUGGUUCCUGCUGUGUGGGGAGGAGGCGAUACCCUGGUGUUGCUGGAUAACCUAGCUAUUAAAGAAACACAUUCCAUGUUUUUUAAGUCCCUUCAAGAAAGAGGGUACACACUUACUUUCAAGUCUGCAGAUGAUGCUAAUUUAGUACUUUCUAAAUACGGGGAAUUCUUGUACCAAAAUCUUAUUGUUUUUGCACCAUCUGUUGAAGAAUUUGGAGGUGCACUGAGUGUGGAGGCUAUUACUGAAUUCAUCGAUGGUGGUGGAAAUGUUUUAGUUGCUGGAAGUUCAAGUUCAGGGGAUGUUCUUCGUGAACUUGCUUCUGAAGUUGGAUUUGAAGUAGAUGAAGAAGGUGCGUCUGUGAUUGACCAUCUAAAUUACGAUGUGCAUGAUUUGGGCAAGCAUACUCUCAUUGUGGCAGAUCCUGAAAAUCUCAUAGAUGCACCUGUCAUAAUUGGAUCUCGAAAUGUACCACCUCUUCUUUAUCAAGGAACUGGUCUUGUGGCUGACAGAGAUAAUCCAUUAGUACUUCAAAUUCUUUCUGCUCAGAGUUCAGCUUAUUCAUAUGUACCUGAUGAAGCUGUGAAAGAGUACCCCCAUGCAGUUGGUAAAAACACACUUUUGAUAGCAGCAUUACAAGCAAGAAACAAUGCCAGAGUUGUUUUCUCAGGCUCUUUGUAUUUCUUCUCUGAUGAAGCAUUUACAUCUCCUGUGCAGCGAGCUCUUAAUGGUAAACUCUAUGAGUCAUCUGGUAAUCAGCAAGUGGCCACUGCCAUUAGUCAGUGGGUGUUUAAAGAACAUGGAGUUUUGAGAGUGAAAUCUGUUUCACAUCAUCGUGCUGGAGAGAAAUCUCCUCCACCUGCCUACACAAUCAUGGAAGCUGUUGUGUACACUAUUGAAAUAGAGAAGUUACAAGGGGAUAAGUGGGUUCCUUAUGAUGCUGAUGAUGUGCAACUUGAAUUUGUUCGAAUUGAUCCCUUUGUUCGCACAAUGCUGCAACGAAAGCCCGGUGGCAAGUACGAGGCCAACUUCAAGAUUCCAGAUGUGUAUGGUGUCUAUCAAUUCAAGGUUGACUACAACAGAAUAGGUUAUACGCAUCUAUAUAGUACUACUCAGGUUUCUGUGCGACCACUACAGCAUACUGAAUAUGAAAGAUUUAUUCCAAGUGCUUAUCCAUAUUAUGUCAGUGCUUUCAGCAUGAUGGCUGGUGUGUUCCUUUUUAGCAUUGUAUUUUUGCAUUAUAGAGAAGAAACAAAGAGUAAGACCCCUAUUGACAGCAACCCGCAUCUGCAGUUGUAUGUGAAUUGGCCAAUGGACUUACUACAAAUCAAUUGA